AAUCUAAAAGUCCAGUUGGCUUGUGCUGUUUUCGUUUUUGCAACGGUUCCACACAUUACAGACUAACUUCAAGUUCCGUUAUAUUUUUCCCGAUUUUUCCGGCUGAUACAAUCGUCCCUGUAAUUUGUUCAAUGAAAAAAAAUCUUCUAGACCAUGGCGUGUGAUCGCGGAACAUAUGGAGUUACAAUUGAGUUUGAAUUUUGUUGAUUUACGCCAUCAGCGCUGACAUUUAUUGUAAACAGUGCAUCGCUUGCAAAGAUUUCGUUCGUAGACCAUCUGGCUGGUGCCAAUCAAUCUUCAAUUUCAGCUGCAGUCCUACCCGGUACUAGUCUCCUAGUGUUGACUUAACCCAAAAUAUCGCAAAAGUUGAAAAACACAGAUCCCCUCUCAUAGGUUUAUCUAAGGAACGACACACCCCUGUAUUGGAUUUUGUUUGUAGAAAAUGGAGCGCACCGGAAAAGUAUACCACACGACGAGAAAUUUCAUGUUCAAAUAUUUUUUGGCGUUCAUAUGGCUUGGGUUUAACGCUGUUGUGUUCUGUAAAGCCUUCUCAAACUACCAUCACGAACCGAAGUAUUAUUACCUGAGCAAAAUCCUAGGGAAUGGUCUUUGCAUAUCCCGUGGAACUGCACCGGUACUGAAUAUAACUAUGGCAUUGAUCACACUUCCUAUGUGUCGAUCAUUUAACGUUCUCAUGAAUGCUUUGUUUGGUCGGUACUCUAUUCGAGUAUUGGUGUUCUAUCUGGAGAAAGUUAAGGUUCUACAUAUUAUGCUGGGUGUAGGAUUGAUUAUUGUUGGUAUGAUACACACUCUGGCACACAUUGUGAAUAUCUACAAUUUUAUCGAACAUUAUGAUGAAAGAUUUAGUAGUAUCAAUUGGGCGUCUGGUAAACACGAUAGUGUUCUCCGACUUCUAAUCGCUACUCCCACGGGAUUCUCAGGGUGUGUAAUGCUGGUCACGCUGUUUGUCAUAGCAUAUUUCUCCAGUCGCCAAAUGCGGGAUCGUUUUUACAACAGUUUUCUUACUUCCCAUCAUCUGUUUCUUAUAUUUUACGGAAUGAUGUUCUACCAUCCGCUUAGUAAUAUUAUUAAGUAUCAAAGCAAUAUAAAGGCUCAUCCAAACGGUUGUGAUGUGAUUGAUGAAAACAUUUUUCGGAACGAUUCGGUUUUGCAAGCUAUCUGCAGAGAAGAUCCAGAGUUCAUCGCAGGAGAAAAAUUGGCGUGGAUUUGGCCACUGUUUGGACUAUCAGUGUACGUAAUAGAUGUAUGGUAUCGAUAUUUAACUGUUCACUCGGACUCCAGGAGAGUCACCACGUUGCAAGCGCACUUGCUUCCCGGAAACGGCAGUUACCUUAAGCUUCGGUUUACCUGCAGCAAACGAAUUGUGGUAAGACCAUGUCAAUACGUUCUUAUCCAAUGCCCAACGAUCUCAACUAUAGAGUGGCAUCCGUUCUCCGUAGUCGAUUUUCCAACAGCAAUUCACAAUACAGUGUCCUUAGCAAUCGCUGUUCGGGGUGACUGGACACAAAAACUGUAUGAUGCAGUGAAGCAAAAAGAAUGCUUCAAGCAGGACUGCGGGGAAAUCGAAUGCUACCGGAAGGUUGAGUUUCUCCUUGAUGGACCCUAUCCGUCACCUAUGACCAGUAUGCUCAAAUGUAAGCGCAUAGUCUACAUCGCUGCAGGAGUCGGUAUCACACCGUUUGCUGGAUUUGUUAAAUACUUGCUGAACAUGAAUGUUGAUCGUCCUUCGCGAAUACAUCUAAUUUGGGUAGUGAAAAAUGCGGAAAUGUUCACCUGGUUUGCGGAUGAUAUCACUCAACUUCAGGAAAGGUUUUGGAAACAAAACAAACCGGAUCGAUUCACCCUGAAAUAUUACUGGACGCAAAACUACAAUCAAAAUAUGGUGGAAGAGUACUUCAGCGAGUAUCCUACGUUAAAAGCCCGCAUCUAUAAAGGCCGUCCGGUUUGGGAGGAAAUAUUCAUGGAACUGAUUACGCUAUACCCAAGGAAACCGGUAGCAAUUUUCAGUUGUGGACCAAAAAGUUUGACGAAAGAUGUGAAAUCUAUUUGCCGGCAGUACGGAAAGCAUUCAUGUAAUUUUACACUCAUCAACGCUGGAUUCGGAUGAUAGCACAAGAUAUCUGCU
Molecule: messenger RNA, 2146 nt
Organism: Topomyia yanbarensis
Lineage: Eukaryota; Metazoa; Arthropoda; Insecta; Diptera; Culicidae
Product: NADPH oxidase 4-like
Exons: 12
Coding region: 443-2128 (561 amino acids)
Biological process (GO): superoxide anion generation; defense response
Cellular component (GO): NADPH oxidase complex; plasma membrane
Molecular function (GO): superoxide-generating NAD(P)H oxidase activity
Source: RefSeq, a predicted model, not a curated record